GUUUAGAUCAGCAUUGUGGUACAUUUGCUGAAUCGUCACACUCUUUAACGGUUGGACUGCAGGUAUGGAAGAGGACGAGGUUCAGUACGCAUCAGUAGUGAUUAAAAGCAAGAGGCCGCCGAGAGCUAAAAUUGAGGAAGAUGUUGUGUAUUCUGAAGUGAAGAUCCGAAAUCAAACGGCUCCGCAAACACCUAACACAAAUGUCUCUGCAGGACUUGUUUCAGACAAGAAAGCUGAAAGAAGAUAUCGCCAGUAUAAGAAGUAUCUGUGUUGCUUCGGGAGUCUAUGUUUAAUUUUGGUGUUGGCCAUCAUUGGAAUCUGUCUCUAUUUUAUAUUUCUUCAGAAGAGGGCUGAACAGGAGCUGAAACUGCUGAAAGAUGAACAGACAAUUCUACUGGGAGAAAAUGACAACUUGAAACAAGAAAAAAACAAUCUGACAAACCUUAAUAACAAGCUGAGCUCAGAUUUUAAAAAUCUGACAAACCUUAAUAACAAGCUGAGCUCUGAUUUAAAAAAUCUGACAAACCUUAACGACAAACUGAGCUCAGAUUUUAACAACACGGUUCAGAACCUAACAAACCUUAACAACAAACUUAACAACAAGGUUCAGAACCUGACAAACCUUAACAACAAACUUAACAACAAGGUUCAGAACCUGACAAAACAAAAUGCAAACCUGACACAAGAACUUUAUCAAGUUAAGAAGGAAAAUCAGGAGCUGGAGACAGAGAGCAAGAACCUCACAGAACAAAUAGAAACAAUGGAGAAAACUUGGAAUGAGAAGAAUGUUAGUCGAGCUCAGUGGAGCAUUGAUAAUUACUGUCCAAGAGAAAACAACGAGAGAAAGUGUAAAUCUUGUCCAAAAGGAUGGAUGAACAAUGGUUCCAGCUGCUUUGCUAUUAAUAAUGCUGAAUCCAAGGACUGGAAAACCUGGGAAGAAGCACAGAAAGACUGCAGAGGAAAAGGUUCAGAUCUGGCUGUUGUUGGUGAUGAAGCAGAAAAGAAGUUUGUUACAGACGAAAGUUGGACUGGUAACGAUAUUAAGGGAUACUGGAUUGGCCUCAGAGCUGUAGACGGGAAAUGGAAAUGGAUCAAUGGAAGUGAUCUGACCAUUCAAUCCUGGAUAAAGAAACUUCCUAAUGAAGCUACUGAUCAAUGUGUGACUUCUCACCAGAGCGAUGAAUGGAGCUCCAAGAGCUGUAAUGAGAAAAACGCCUGGAUCUGUGGGAAGAAGGCUAUAUCUGUUUAGAGAUGAAAUAUUCAGAUUUCUGGAAGUUAUUUUAAUACCCUUCAAGAAAAUUAGAAUCAGUGCAUGUGUUAAACACGAUUUUCAUGUACAAAUAAGGUAGUUAUUACUUAGCAAUUGAAAUUAUUUUAGCUGUAAAACUGAUUUACACUUUAACAUGUAUUUAUUAUUACUCUGAGGUAGAUUCCAGAAAAGUAUCUCCCUGCAGGUGAUUUCCAAUAUUUAUUGC
This is a messenger RNA of Cyprinodon tularosa, 1475 nucleotides long. Its product is annotated as C-type lectin domain family 4 member G-like. The record is from RefSeq and is a predicted model, not a curated record. NCBI's taxonomy places the organism in Eukaryota, Metazoa, Chordata, Actinopteri, Cyprinodontiformes, Cyprinodontidae. The transcript is spliced from 7 exons. The coding region runs from base 65 to 1249 and encodes 394 amino acids.